Messenger RNA from Periophthalmus magnuspinnatus, 414 nucleotides. RefSeq lists its product as uncharacterized. The record is from RefSeq and is a predicted model, not a curated record. The transcript has a single exon. Lineage: Eukaryota; Metazoa; Chordata; Actinopteri; Gobiiformes; Gobiidae. The coding region runs from base 33 to 332 and encodes 99 amino acids.
UCGGGCUCGGCUUUGGGCCUGGUUGUGUUCCCAUGGCAACCCCUGAUCCCUUGGUGACCCCUGACCCCUCAGUGACCCCUGUGUCUGACCCCUCUGCCUUGCAACGCUCCCCUCUGGCUGCUAAAGCCCUGAGCGACACAUUUGUGGGGCUGAGGUACCGGGAUACAUCCUUUCUUAUCUGGAGUCAACAGCAGCUCCAGGCCACACCCCCGCAGUCUUACUUGAGCCGAUCACAGCACACCUGGUACAGUAACCACGGCAACCAGCCUGUCCUGGUCCCCGAGAGGGUCCAGAGGCCGCAGACCGAGUCCAGGAUCUGCUCCGUGCAGUGACUUCAGGAAGUGCAGCCUCAAAGAAUGAGACACUAUAUCUACUAUUGAAUAAGGAAUAAAUAAGGACCAACUUCUAAAACCA